This is a messenger RNA of Hevea brasiliensis (rubber tree), 1125 nucleotides long. RefSeq names its product MADS-box protein EJ2. Gene Ontology annotation, biological process: regulation of transcription by RNA polymerase II. Bases 1 to 1125 code for a protein of 374 amino acids. The transcript is spliced from 10 exons. Lineage: Eukaryota; Viridiplantae; Streptophyta; Magnoliopsida; Malpighiales; Euphorbiaceae. The record is from RefSeq and is a predicted model, not a curated record. Gene Ontology annotation, molecular function: protein dimerization activity; DNA-binding transcription factor activity, RNA polymerase II-specific; RNA polymerase II cis-regulatory region sequence-specific DNA binding.
AUGGGAAGAGCAAAAAUAGAGCUGAAGAAAAUAGAAAAAUCAGGUUAUAGGAAUAUUGCAUUUUCCAAAAGAAAAAAUGGGCUUGUCAACAAAGCUUAUGAACUUUCAACUUUAUGUGACAUUGAAAUUGCUCUCGUCACCUUUUCUCCUGCUGGGAAACUCUUCAUCUAUGAUGCCAAAAAAAGGUGGGAACAAGUUCUUAAACAAUACUUUGAUCUUCCUGCACCAAAACUUGGACGGCUGCGUAAUCAAGAGUUGGUUGGACGUUUUAUUGAUCAACUGAUUCUUGAAGCAAAUGACUACCAUCAAAGAGAGCAAAUUCAUCAAUCAAUUGGUCUCCUUGGAUUACAGGUACUUCAAAGUGAAGUUCGUAAAUGCACUUCUGAAUUGGAAAAAGUUGAGAAAGAAAUAAGCUACUUUUUAGGAAUUCCAAGUAGCCUAGACACAAGGAGUGAAGCUGAACAUGAGCAGAUGUUAGAAGAGACUUUGUUGAAAGUCCAAAUUCGCAAGCAAAUUUUAGAAGCAAUCCACAACAUUAAAUUACCAGCACCAGAGAAUGCAUUUUAUCCAAUGGAUAUAAAUCCCAGCAGCUUCAUGGUAGGAAAUUCAAGCUAUAACCCAGAAAGGUCUCCACUGAUUGAUCCUGCAGCUUUGGUUGUGGAAGUUGCUGGAAAUUCAAGCUAUAACGCAUACAAUACUCCGCAGAUUGAUCCCACUGCCCUGUUAAUGGAUGCUGCUACAAGUUCAAUCUAUAGUGCAUUUAGGCCUCCACUGAUUAAUCCCUCAUCGCCCCUGAUGAUGGAUUUUACAGGCUACACUGGAUUCCAACCUUUCAGCAAUCCACCACAAGCUUUGCCUGGAGUCCGACAGCUCUCACCGACAUAUAUUGAUGGAUAUAAUUUCUCUUUUCCAUAUAUCCAGAGUAAUGAGCUUAAUAUGUUACCCUAUAUGGCCCAGUCUCAUCAGUCAGGACAGUAUGCUAAUUUCAACCUACCAUCAAGAAUGAAUACUACCGAAAAGGGAACUGCUACAGAGGGAGCACCACAAGGUGAAGAAGAGAAUUCAGCUAUGGGUUUCUACACUGCUCAUUCAUACCCUGGCCAUGGCAACCCUUCUCAAUUCUGA